AUGUUGCAACCAUCCUAUAAAUCAUUACAAAGACAACUACGAAGACUACCACUACCUACAAAUGCAAUUAAAGACGGAUCAGCUGUGCUAAAGCAUCGUUAUAAGUUAGGUAAAACCAAAAUAUUUGAAACAAUAUUCACCCAAAUACUACAAUAUGAAAAAUACCACAAGAGUAUACCACUACUAUUAGAUGCAAUAUAUAAAGAUAGCAAACCUAAAUGGUAUAGAGAUUUUAUAAAUAUUCCAUAUAUGCAAGUUAAAAAGGAUUGGCCAACAAUGCAUAUAAUUGAUGAGCUUACCAAAGAUACUAAGACCAUCUCAAUGUAUCAUGAAAAAUUACAGUCACCUUUUAGAUUGGUUGAUCAUGUCAAAGGUAAAGAUAAAGUUAAAAAGAAUGCAUUUCCAAUUUUCACAAAAUACAGUGAUCAAACAUCUUCAGUCCCACGGCUAAUUAAUGACGUUGAGAAAGCUUAUAAGUUUUUAAUGAAUGAAUCAAUCUUCAAUUUGACUAAGCAUCCAUUCGAAGUAAUACAUCUACCUACAAAAAUGGGAACACCAGAACACCCAGUUGGUCUUGACACAAAUUUACGAGACACGGUUACGUUACAUUAA
Lodderomyces jiufengensis is the source of this 612-nucleotide messenger RNA. RefSeq lists its product as uncharacterized. The transcript has 2 exons. Bases 1 to 612 code for a protein of 203 amino acids. NCBI's taxonomy places the organism in Eukaryota, Fungi, Ascomycota, Pichiomycetes, Serinales, Debaryomycetaceae. The record is from RefSeq and is a predicted model, not a curated record.